This is a messenger RNA of Myxozyma melibiosi, 1183 nucleotides long. RefSeq names its product Rix1 complex component. Bases 25 to 1071 code for a protein of 348 amino acids. Lineage: Eukaryota; Fungi; Ascomycota; Lipomycetes; Lipomycetales; Lipomycetaceae. Gene Ontology annotation, biological process: rRNA processing. The transcript has 4 exons. Gene Ontology annotation, cellular component: nucleus. The record is from RefSeq and is a predicted model, not a curated record.
UCUCGACUAUCGACACUAAAGAAGAUGGGAUCCGCAAAGAAAAAGAAGGAGAAGAGAAAGGACUUUGUGAAAACAAAGCUGAAAGUUGGAAAGACAAAACCGAAGCCAACAGCGCAUACAGAACUUGGGUUUAAAGCCAAAUCUAUCGGUCUUCCGUCACAGUCAAUUACAAAGUCGUUUACCUCGUCCGAGUCUUUCAACCAUCAUCUCUCGCUCACGAAGCACAGUUCAGCAUCCACGAGGAAAGAUGCGCUGCUAUUUCUACUCAACCAUCUCCCCACCGCCGAGAAAAUAGACUCGUCCGUGUUCACCUACAUCGCGCCUCUGAUCAGCGACCAAUCUGCCUCCGUGCGCUCCACGCUCCUGACAUUAUUCAAAGCAAUCCCGCGAGAAGCCCUGGCUCCGCAUAUUCACACCAUCUCGAUUUACAUCAGAUCAGGGCUCACGCAUUUGCAGGAAGACGUGCGAGCUGACACUGCCAAGUUUCUUAAUCUGAUUCUGAAAUCGAGCGAUAUCAAUAUUCCUAUGCAGCUCGUGACUAGAAGCUGGAUCAGUGUGCUUACAUGCUUCGGCGGUCUUUUCCAUUGGGACGUGCAGCCUUUGACUGCUGCUACAACUCAGCCUACGUCAGCAAAUAGCGCUGCAUCUGCAAAGCCCGCCAAAGCAGGCGCAAAGAACAAAAUCGGCGGCUCGGUAUCGCUCGAAGGCAUGAAGAACGCGACCGGCCAUCUUGAAGCUCUUUUCUCGUUCCUAAAACUAGGCUUAUCAGAGCAUCUAAGUGACGAAGAGAAGGCUAGACGUGAUCUCCCUCUAUGUAACUCUGAUACAGCAAAGCAUCUGUUGCCGGUAAACACGACCGCGCCAUAUGCGCGGCUGGGCCUGUUCUCGGCCAACAAAGCGAUGGCUACCGAGGAUAUCGGCGCGAGAUACAUUCUUGUUGCACCCAUUCUCCCGGAUAUUCUGAAGACCCUGGCGUCGGGAAGGUUGGAAGGAGGCGAGAUCGGCAGGAUAUGCAAGCAGUUGACUGAUUUUUUGGUGGACGUGCAGACUAGUAUCGAGAGUGUUCAGUGAGGUCGACGGCUUUGUUUGGGCUAUUUUUUCGGGUUACUUAUAUUGGUGUCUUGGUCUGGUAAUAAAAGGUUAUAGAUCUAUUUCUUUACAAUCAAAAUCUAUUCACAAGUAA